Messenger RNA from Alexandromys fortis (reed vole), 1952 nucleotides. It is a transcript of the gene Mxd1, whose product is annotated as MAX dimerization protein 1. Gene Ontology annotation, biological process: negative regulation of transcription by RNA polymerase II. NCBI's taxonomy places the organism in Eukaryota, Metazoa, Chordata, Mammalia, Rodentia, Cricetidae. Gene Ontology annotation, molecular function: protein dimerization activity; DNA-binding transcription factor activity, RNA polymerase II-specific; RNA polymerase II cis-regulatory region sequence-specific DNA binding. The coding region runs from base 192 to 878 and encodes 228 amino acids. The transcript has 6 exons. The record is from RefSeq and is a predicted model, not a curated record.
GCCGCGGGCCUGUCAAGGGACGGGACCGGGGGCGGGCGGCGGCGAGUCGGGAUAAACACUCGGCGGCCGCGGCUGGGAUCCGGGCUCCGUGCCGUCCCAGCGCUGUCCCUCCUCGCUGGCCAGCGCGGCGGCUCUUCGGCGUUCCCGGCCGGCGGCCCGCGGGCACCGAGAGGCGGCCCGCCGGGUGCAGGAUGGCGACAGCCGUCGGGAUGAACAUCCAGCUGCUGCUGGAGGCGGCCGACUACCUGGAGCGGCGGGAGAGAGAAGCUGAACAUGGGUAUGCCUCCAUGUUGCCGUACAGUAGCAAGGACAGAGAUGCCUUCAAACGGAGGAACAAGCCCAAGAAGAACAGCACCAGUAGCAGAUCGACUCACAAUGAAAUGGAGAAGAACAGGCGCGCUCAUCUCCGCCUGUGCCUCGAGAAGUUGAAGGGGCUGGUGCCGCUGGGCCCCGAGUCAAGCCGGCACACCACACUGAGUUUGCUGACAAAAGCCAAAUUGCACAUAAAGAAACUUGAAGAUUGUGACAGAAAAGCUGUCCACCAAAUAGACCAGCUUCAGCGGGAGCAGCGGCACCUGAAGCGGCGGCUGGAGAAACUGGGUGCCGAGAGGACCCGGAUGGACAGCGUGGGCUCUGUGGUGUCCUCAGAACGCUCUGACUCAGACAGGGAAGAGCUGGAUGUGGACGUGGAUGUAGACGUGGAUGUGGACGUGGAGAGCACAGACUACCUCACUGGGGACCUGGGCUGGAGCAGCAGCGUGAGUGACUCUGACGAGCGAAGCAGCAUGCAGAGCCUGGGCAGUGACGAGGGCUACUCCAGUGCCAGCGUCAAGAGAGCCAAGCUCCAGGCUGGGCACAAGGCAGCUCUCGGGCUCUAGGGGAGGGCCCAAGGGUCCUCUCAUCUGAUCACGUAGUGUACCAGACCUGCCCAGACGCCCUUGCACGCCAACCUCACGUACCACCUUGACCAAAAUCAGCUCUGUCCAUUUUGCAGAAAGCUCGUAGGGUUGUGGUUCUGAGUGCGGUCAGUAGCUUCUCUGUCCAUCCACGUCAACGCUGAGAGACCGUACAUUCCAGUCAAUUUGAAGCACCCAAGAAUCCUUAGCCCUAAGCAAGUUUCACCUCUCAGCAGCCCCCUGUACACUGUCCUCCUGCAGCUGGCCAGGCCUGUCUUAGUUUUCUGGCUUAUGAUGGUACUCGCCCAGGAGAGAAGUUCACACUUUGUCUGGCACAUAGGAAACCGAAGCAAACUUCUCAAAGGGAACUCAAUCUCAGAAACCCCAAAGGAAGCUUUGAAAGCAAAACUGCAGAGCACUGAGAAGCCAGGAAUACCUCCAGCAAGCCCUGUUGCGGCCCCGCCGCGGUGCCAUCGUGUCCCCACUGAAGAGCGGACACUCGGCAGCUCAGGAGAACAGUGUGCCCCCUGAGUGUUGUUCUGGGGACCUGGCUGUGUGCUGUGUCUCAAGGCACCCCCGCGCCCCGAGUUUGUUGAUGCUACUUGUCUCUGGAACAUUGUCCUACCUCAGAGAUAGAUGAGAUCUCCAUUGCCCACGUAACGAAAGUGAUUAUGCUUCUUUGCCCACGGCCCCACUCCCACCUGUUUUCCUGUCGGACUCCCAGCAAUAACUGAGUUUUGGCGCUGGCUGAGCUAGUAGCCACUGUCUCUGAGAGAAAGAGGCCACAUUUCUUCUAUGUGGCAAGUAAACAGGAGGGUCCCCAUGUCACCAAAACCUCCUGCUGAGAUAUUUUUGGACACAUCUGGAAGCUUCCUUCUGGAGACUUCUGGUUGAUGGCUGGAAAGGAUGAUGUUUUCUUCCCUUGUGGCAUUUUUAUUUAAGCUAAACCAGAGCACACGUGUAUUGUACAUAAGACACACAAACCUAUAAAUACUAUUUAUUCAUUUUAUAGAGACUAAUGGAAUGGAAUGGAAUAUAAAUUCUUAUGACUGCUUU